Molecule: messenger RNA, 1185 nt
Organism: Erpetoichthys calabaricus (reedfish)
Lineage: Eukaryota; Metazoa; Chordata; Cladistia; Polypteriformes; Polypteridae
Product: RING finger protein PFF0165c-like
Exons: 2
Coding region: 53-1162 (369 amino acids)
Source: RefSeq, a predicted model, not a curated record
CUGCUCAGACGCCGGUGUACAAAUCACAACAUCUCCUCCACUUUCCUUCCCUAUGAGUCCAGAACCAGAUGUUGCAGUUUCUCCAAAACAAGUGGAAACAACUCCUAAAGGGACAGAUGAAGCCCAGCCUUCUACCUGCAGUGAACAUUCCAGGCAAAGUGUUCCAGACGAGAUGUUAAAAGUGGUACAGCUGCAGCAAGUCAACAUCCUGAGCCUCAUGCAAGUGGUUGGGCUGUCAUUUCUCAUGGCCAAUGUACAGCAAAAUGUUCCACAGACAGCUGCCAGGCUGGUUCAUAAUAAUCAAAUUGUAAAUCUUCAAGUGAGAAGAUCAACUGCUUCUGACGAAAGUGAACAAAGAGAUGAGACUCCGGGAAACCAAGAGCAAGUAAUCCAGAGAAAAGAGCUAAGCAACCGGAAGGAUGAACAAACACGUGACCAGAACAGUAAAAAGGAUGAGUUUUGUAGUAAUCAAGAGCAGGUCAUCCAGAGCAAUAGGCUAAGUGACAAGAAGGACAUGAAAGGUAUUGAUGAUGACAAGAACAGAGCUGAAAUACCAGGUUCUCAAGAUCAACUUAUCCAGAAGAAAUGGCAACGCAAGAAUAAAGACAAGAAAGCUUGUUAUCAAAAAAAUGAAAGAAAUGAGUUAAAGCAGGUCACCAAGGGCAAAUGGGUUGGUGAUCAGAAAGACAAGAAAUCCAAGAAAAAUAAAGGAGAUGAGUUGUCUGGUAACCAAGAGCAAGCUAUUAAGAGCAGAAGACUAGGAAAUGAGAAAGACAAGCAAACCAAUGGAUCAAACAAUAAAAGUCUUGUGACUCCUGGUAACAAUGAGCAUGUCACCCUGAGCAAAUGUCUAUGUCACAAGAAAAAUGAGAAAAACAGGAAAAAGAACAAAGAUAAGACUCCUGAUGGGAUACAGCAAGUCAUAAAGAGCAACACAGAGAAACAGAAAUCCAGUGACAAAGAAAGUGAUUCACAGGUGACCAGUGUGUAUGAUAAUAUUAGUACAAUUCUAAGAUUUACUGUUAGACAAGUAGGAAUUGCACUGUACUCUGUGCAUAAUGACCUUAUAAAUCUAUUAACCAGCGGUCAUGUCAUCCUCCACCACAUUAACCGCCUGUGCAGUUUAGAAAGUCUCCCCCGAAAACUGUUAGUGUUACAUUAACUUGUACCCCUUCAUGUAUAUAC